UGUAGAUGAUAUUGUGAUUAAUGAAAUAUACAUGUGUUUAUAAAGAUACUGCUUUGGGAUAUUUUAUUAUUAAUAUGUUUCCUAAGUCAGCAGAUACUGAAAGUCUAGCUCGUGUCACCUGGACAGCUAUAGAUUUCUUUGUUACGAGAAUCCUCGUACUUGAGUGGUUGGCAGCAUGUCCUCUGGAUACUUCUCAAAUAGUCAAAUAGCUUUGCUCUCUUCCUGAUAGUUUUGUAGGAGUCUGAGAUCCAGGUGAUAAUCUCAGUGUAAUAAUUAGCAUGUCCCACAAUCCUAGAAUAAAAGACAUUUGAACAAUUUAUUUCAGUUAUUCUGCUGCUUUCUGUAACCACAGAUGAUCACUGAUAAAAUCUCUGAGGUAACUAAUUCCUGAGUUUCACUCUGAGUUGCGUUAUAUAUUUUCUUUAGUGUUUAGGAACAGUGUAGUUAGUGGUAGUUAGUGGUUAUUUUCUUCAAUGUUUAGGAUUGGUUACAAUGGCUUCUCCCUUGAAUAUUUGUCCUUCUUUCCUUUCUUCCUUCCUUUCUCUCUUUCUUCCUUUCUUUCUUUCUUUUUUUUUUUUUUUUUUUUUUGGUUUGUUUGUUUGUGGUUUUUUUCCUUUUUGGUAUCGGGGAUCGAACUCGCAACCUUGUGCUUGCCAAGCAGGCACUUGUGCUACUAAGCUAAACCCCCAGCCUGAUACUUAUCAUUUCAGCUGUUUCUAAAUAGUGUAGAAUGUGGAUAGAAAAUUUCAUAAGAAAGUUGGUAUUUCUGUAGGACUUUUCCUAACAAUCAAUAAUUAUGAUAUAUUAUUAAUUGUAAAAUGUGCCAGCAUGUCGAAUGGUCGUGUCUAGUACUUGUGGCAAGAAUGGCAUCCAGGCAGUUAGAUUCAUCUGGUGGUUCCUGUGUUUUAGAAAGUACCUCUGCGGCUUUGGGAAGUUUUGAUAUUUUCCUUCGCCAUUCUGCAGAGUCCAAAACCCAAUAUGUGAUUCUAGAGUGGAAAUACUUUUAAUGCCACAAGGCUGCCACACAGUAGGAGGUUUGAUUUGAGAGUAAAGGUCACUGAUUGGGGUUUUGGCAGUGGUUUGGAAAAUGAUGUGUGACCCUUCACCUGUACUGCAUUUAUAAAGGUUGUAAUGGCAAUUCUGUGAAGGUUGGUUUUUUGAAAAUAGCAUCCAACUAGUUCUGUAUUUAGUGAAACAGAGUGGAAAGAUUAAAGAAAGCAGUUGAUGAUGUCAGUCACAGUUUAGGACUAUUCCCAAGUUGCCUUGAUCUCUUGAAGUUGAUUCAUAAAUAAAAUACUAAAUUAUUGAUUUUAUAGCCAAAAGGAACCUGACAAACAUUUAUUCAAUAUGUUUUGGUGUUUCUGAUGGAGUAAAUAAUGGAGCUAGACGUUAGGGAAAUAAGAAUGAAUAAAAUAGAACUCUUGCUCUUGCAGUCUAGCCUGGAAGACAGAGCACUUGAGCAAAUACCAUACUUUGGGAUAGUCAGUGUUGGAAUGGAGGUAAGUUUGCCAUGUUUCAUAGUUUGCAGUUGCACAUAGGAAAGCAUCCUGGUGCAUCCAGCUCCAUGAUGGGAGUGCUGGCACUGGCUUCCAAGUCUCUUGACACAAGUCACACUGGGUUGACUUGUUAAGCUUUGCAGAGGAUGAAUUUACCUCAUAGAUACAUAGGUAUGCAUGUAUUUAGUAGCUCAGUCUGUGCUAACAGCUGUUUGAGUUACAUAGACACAGUUUUUGAUGGAGUGGGAGUGGGAAGCAGAGAUGCGAUGGGUCCAGCGAUUCUCACUGAACAUUUAGAAGCAAAAGCAGUUCAUAAUGAGUACUUUUAAAUCCAGUUAUGUUGUUGUAUUAUCUAACAUCUUACCAUCUCAGUCCCAGUGCUCAGAAUAAAGGCUUAGCUCCCUUUAUGGCACUACAUCCCUUUUCUUGCCAGAGUCACCUGCAUAUCUCUUCUUGUGCGGUUUACACUUGAACCUCCACAUGCUGGAUACUGACCCACUGUGGUUUUCCAUACUGUGCUUUUCUAGCUAUCAUAAUUUGCCUGAAUCUCUUUACUCUAUUCCUGCUCUGCACAGCACCACACCUUACUUGAGAUUCAUCUGGAGUCAUUCUGGGCAGCUUUCCCCAUUAUAGGCUUGACCAUGUGAGGUACAAACUCCACUGCCCAAGUGGCCCUUUGUGAAAAUGCCUCAUCUCUGAGGUCCCUAAACGUCAGACGCAUGCUAGCACUUUGGUACUUAGUAAGCGAUUAUUGAAUAACUAGAUGACAGUUUUUAAACUGCUCCUUUUAUGGGACAGUACAAUUUGUGUAUACCCAGGUAUUUGUAUUAUUUUAAUUUAAUGAUUAUGCUCUUAGAUUGUUUUUCAAGUAAAUAUAAUGAUUCUAUUUUCCCUUGGGAGAAUAUACCCUUUGGAGGACAUAAAGGCCACCACAUUUAAACUGUUCAUUAACCAUUGAAACGAGUGUGUUCCAAUGCUGUUUCAUUGGCGUUCUUAUACAGCGAUCACAUACUGGGUGACAGUUUAAGAGAACUUGAUAUUGAGUGCAUCCCAUGGGUUAAAAUGUAUAUUUUAAAAUGUGUUACUUGUAUACCUGUUAGUUAUUGUUGCCAUGAUUUUAGAAGUGGAGAUUAUAUUAGCUCUCCAGUCUAUAUAGCCAUAUGACGUGCAAAUGUGCCAUUGUAUUUGUUUCUUUAAAUAUCUACCUAGGAAGCGAAAUUUAAAACAAUUAAAAUGCAAGCUAAAGCUAAUAACAGUUGAAGGAUGAUUUGUUAUUUUUUGCUUCCUAUAGGAUAUUAAUAGAAAUCGACUAUUUGGUUCCAAAAGAAAAAAAAAUUAAGAAUAUUAACUGACUUUUUAAAUAAAUGAAUAUCUGUAAAAAAUAAUGCAUAUUGAUUGUUAUUUAAUUGUUUUGUGAUAAUGAUAAUAGAGGAUCUUCCCCUCUUCUUUUGUAUCUCUUGCCAGUUAUGGAAUAGUGAAUGUCUUAACUGGGAAGCCCAGAUUCAAAGCAUGCUUGUAAGGCACUAGGUUGGUAAUGAAACUCAUCAAAUCAUAAUCAUCUUUGGAUCCUCAGUCAGGUUAUGUAAGUGUUCAUGCAGAUGAAGUUUUAACUCUGAUUUUCCUAAAUUGCUUUCCCAGCCAUUAAAUGGUUGGGAAGGUAUUCUCAAAUACAGAUAAGAACUAAGAAUGUACUACUGUUACUUUAAGAAGAAAAUUAUUAGGGAGGAAGAGGGGGCUGUUUUGAUUGCUGACAUUUGUGGCCUCCUUUCAUUUGCGUAAGAGGUGGACUGGCUUCUCUGGGGCUGUGGUUGCCAUGGAGAGGUAGUGGGGGAGGACUCCCAGGACUGCAGCCUGAGAGCCAGUCAGCCCCUGAGCUGCUCCAGAAUGUGACUGUGACGUAUGGGGCAGGGAGCUCAGGUGUGCCGCCACGCACAGAUAAUGGGGGAUGACUGCCCUGCCACGGCUGAUAAAAUCGAAGAAGCACAAAAAGAACUUAAUGGGGCAGAAGUUUCAAAAACAGCAGAACUCCUAGAGUCUGGUGUUAAAGGAGCUUCAGAAUCCCUGAAAGGUGUGAAACGGAAAAAGAUUGUCACUGAAAAUCAUCUGAAGAAAAUACCAAAAUCCCCCCUGAGAAAUCCUCUUCAGGCAAAACAUAAGCAAAACACAGAGGGGUCAUCUUUGGGUGUUUUGCAGAGUGCUUUGGAGUCUCAAAAGAAACAGAUCUGUAUUCCUGUAAAAAAUGGGGAGCAGCUAACCAAACAGAACGGAGACAGACCAGGGGUCAGGACUGAAGCCUCAAGCCCCGAAGACGCUGCCUCCCCGAAGAAGCCUGCAUCCCUGCAGCACCCAGCUGAGUUGCGGAGAUGGCGGUCAGAAGGCUCUGACCCAGCCACACUCAGUGGCUUCCAUGCAAAGUGGGACGCGAGCUCCUCGUCCAGUAAGGCCAGGACUGACACUAGUGAAUGUAUCUCUUCUCAGUGUAGUACUACUUCCCCUGUGUACACGAACACUGCAUUUGAUGUCUUACUGAAAGCAAUGGAGCCAGAACUGAGCACCUUUUCACAAAAGGGCUCAGCUAGUGCAAUUAAGACGGAAAAACUGAGACCAAAUAAAACUGUACGAUCCCCUUCUAAAUUAAAAAACAGUUCAGCGGAUGUCCAAAAUCUGACUUCACAAGAAUUUGUUGCCGAGUCACAGUAUUCUCCUUGUACCUCAUACCCAGUGCAAGUGUCAGCCCCUCAGCAAAAUGAACAGGGGGAAGUUCAGUCAGUUUUUCUUUCAGAUAAUCAACACAAACACUUUGUUUCCAAACCAAAUCACAAUCAGCAGAUUCCAAGGCAUUCAGGUUUCACGGGAUCACUGACGAACCUGCAAAACCAAGAGGGCACCAAACUUGAACAGGUUUAUAAUAUAGCGGUGACGUCAACCAUCAGUCUCACUGCAUCUUCCAGCGGAUCUCAGGUUACUCCUCCAAACCAGCAAGUGGAUUCUGUUUCACCUGUAUCCAUAAGUACAGCUAAUUCUACCCAGUCACCUCCCCUGCCACUUUAUAAUCCAACUCAUGUUGCCUCUGUUGUUAAUCGAAGUGUAGAACAAAUGUGCAAUCUCCUUCUGAAAGAUCAGAAGCCAAAAAAGCAAGGAAAAUAUAUUUGUGAGUAUUGCAAUAGAGCUUGUGCAAAGCCUAGUGUGCUUUUAAAACAUAUCCGCUCCCACACUGGAGAGAGGCCCUACCCCUGUGUGACCUGCGGAUUUUCAUUUAAGACUAAAAGUAAUCUGUAUAAGCACAAAAAGUCCCAUGCACAUACUAUCAAACUGGGUCUUGUCUUGCAGCCAGAUACUGGUGGCUUGUUCUUGUCCCAAGAGUCCUCCAAAGCACUUAGUGUCCAUUCCGAUGUAGAGGACAGUGGGGAGAGUGAGGAGGAGGGCUCCUCUGACAGCAGACAGAAUGACCCUGGUACCCUGGAGCUGCAGCCUAUGCAACUAAUGAAGAGGAUAUCCAGUUCUGAAGCGUUACCAAAACCAGGUUCCAUUCCAGGCAAUCCAGAUCAUGUGGCAGAUGACUUUUCACAAGGCAGAUCUUCUGAAUCACAAGCCAUGACAGAAUUGCCGAAACUUGUGGUUCAUGCUGUCAGUGUGUCUCCGUUAAGAAUUGACAGCCCAAAGAUGGUCAGCUCUAAGCCUGAGCUCUGUAGUGCACAGAGACAGACUGUUCAGGCAGCCAAUGUACUGUCCCAGUCAGCCUGUGUAACUUCCCUGCAGAAUGAUGAAAAGACCCAGCAGAAAGUGGACAUGGGUCAGAUGGAAGGAAAGCAGGACUGUCAUGGAGGAACAGUUCAUGCCCAGCUGCAAAGACAGCAGGCUACUGAUUACUCCCAGGAACAGCAAGGGAAGCUACUUCUGAGCCCUCGGAGUUCAGGAAGUACAGAUUCUGGUUACUUUUCACGUUCUGAAAGUGCUGAUCAGACAGUGAGCCCACCAACACCUUUUCCCAGAACCUUUCCCACCACAGAACAAGACUCAGCCAAGAGUAGCAGUCCUUCUGCGCCUCAAGUCAGCACACCAGCAUCCUGUGCCCUUCCAGCAGGAGAGAAGCCGUUGCUCUUACCAGGCCAGAUGCGGCCACCCCUGGCAACGAAGACACUGGAGGAACGGAUAUCAAAGCUUAUCUCUGACAAUGAAGCCUUGGUAGAUGAUAAGCAGCUAGACAGUGUAAAGCCCCGGAGAACUUCUCUUUCCAGACGAGGAAGUAUUGAUUCGCCCAAAUCAUACAUAUUUAAAGAUUCUUUCCAGUUUGAUUUAAAACCAAUGGGACGGAGGACAAGUUCAAGUUCUGACAUACCAAAGUCCCCCUUUACCCCCACCGAAAAGUCAAAGCAAGUGUUUCUUCUGUCAGUACCUUCCCUGGACUGUUUACCUAUCACAAGAAGUAACUCCAUGCCAACCACAGGCUAUUCAGCAGUUCCUGCAAAUAUAAUUCCUCCCCCUCACCCACUGAGAGGAAGUCAGUCAUUUGAUGACAAAAUUGGCUCUUUGUAUGAUGACGUGUUUGUAUCAGGACCUAAUGCUUCUAUACCUCCAAGUGGACAUCCCCGUACUCUGGUCAGGCAGGCGGCAGUGGAAGACUCAUCAGCCAGUGAGAAUCAUACUCUUGGGCCUGGACAGUCCUUGGAUGAGGGCUAUGCAGGUUGUCACACCACGAGUGAGCCUGUGGCAGCCCGGAACAAAGCCUUGGCACCAGGCUCCCAACUGGAAAAGAAGAAGUCCCAUCAAGGCCGAGGAACCAUGUUUGAGUGUGAAACCUGUAGAAACAGGUAUAGAAAGCUGGAAAACUUCGAAAACCACAAGAAAUUUUACUGUUCAGAGUUACACGGGCCCAAAACAAAGGUCAUAAUGCGAGAGUCUGAACACAGCCCUGUUCCUAGUGGGGCACAGCCUCAGAUCCUGCACUACAAAGUCGCUGGGUCCACAGGUGUCUGGGAACAGACGCCCCAAAUAAGGAAAAGGAGGAAGAUGAAAAGUGUUGGCGAUGAUGAAGAACUUCAGCAAAGCGAAAAUGGAACUUCUCCAAAGGGCUCUGAAGCCCUUCUGUUUCAGAAUGCUCUGGGCUCCAGUCUCAGCCUGUCUCAGCACACUGUCACCAUGACAGAUAACCAGCAGCAUGGAAACAGGCAGGUGCAGAACUCGCAGACUCAGCUUGUUGCCAGGGGCCUGGAGCAGACCGUGGACCCAAACCUGUCUCCCAUUGUAGAGCAGCGAAUGGGUUUAGCUGCCCCAGAUAGGCUGGAGGUGAAGAGACAAGGUGCUGGCAUCUCCGUCAUCCAGCAUACGAACUCCCUGAGCAGACCGAGUUCCUUUGACAAGGUGGAACCUUUUGAGGGGGACUCCCCAGGGUCUUUCCAGGAGCUGAGUCUAACUGGGAAGCCUGGCUCUCUGCAAACAAUAGGAAUCUCCCCAGAGGAAGGGCACCCUUCUGGGGAUGUGCCGCAUCCUCACCAGCCUGCACUGUCUGAUACUGUCAGAGGUGAGCACCGGGAAAACUCCAGAAAGCUCUCAAGCGAACGGCAUGUGGCAGGACAGACCUCGAGACUUGUCCGGCAGCCCAAUAUCCAAGUCCCAGAAAUUCUGGUCACAGAAGAGCCAGACCGGGACCCUGAAGCUCAGGGCCAAGAUCAAGACAAAUUGGAGAAGUUCAGUUGGCCUCAGCGCAGUGAAACCUUGUCAAAAUUGCCAACAGAGAAACUGCCACCCAAAAAGAAGCGACUCCGGCUGGCUGAGAUAGAGCAUUCUUCCACUGAAUCUAGUUUCGACUCCACUCUGUCUCGGAGCCUGAGCAGGGAGAGCAGCCUGUCCCACGCUUCAAGUUUCUCAGCCUCCUUGGACAUAGAGGAUGUCUCUAAAAUGGAGGCUUCUUCCAAAAUCGAUUUCCCAAACAAAGCUGAGUUUCUUCUCAUUCCACCUGGCUCAAAUACACUGAGCGUGCCUGGAAGUCACCGGGAAAUGAGGCGUGCUGCUUCAGAACAGAUCAGUUGCAUGCAGGCAUCUAUGGAGGUCUCUGAAUUCAGAAGUAAAUCCUUUGACUGUGGCAGCGUAACUCCAACCCAAGCUACACCACUUGUUGACUCACAACCUUCAGCUGCCCCUUCUGGUACAGGAGUAACUGGACAUGUGCCUCUCUUAGAGAGACGGAGGGGCCCACUGAUCCGGCAGAUCUCUUUGAACAUAGCUCCAGAUAGUCAUCUCUCUCCUGCUAACUCAUCAUCUUUCCAAAGUAUUCUUCCUUCCAGCACAAAUGCAGGACCUCUUCAGGGUCCUCAGCUCCCUAGUACAUCCUUGGCUGAGUUCCCUGUGAAUCCUUUGCACUCCCAAUCUCAAGUUAAGGAUCUGCCAGCAGAAAUGUCCAAUUCCAACUCUGCUAAGGUCUUUCCUGUUAAGCAGCUUUUUGGUGUCAGUUUGUUAAAUCAGGCCCAUACACCUCUCAGCUACCAGAGCACACAGCUGUCUCUGCAGGGGUCUGCACAGAGUGACAAAGUAGAUGCACAUUCCAUGCUCAAUGUAUCUUCUAAAAGUGAGGAUUGCUUUGCUCCCAAGUACCAACUUCAGUGUCACAUUUUCACAUCCAGCCCAUCUUGCUCUUCUAAUCCAGUAUGUCCUUUGCCAAAUCAAGUUCUCUUAGAUCCAGCUAGAGCAGAUUUAUGCACAACCUCAGUACCCUUGCCGGCCAAAUUAGUAGGUCCUGCGUCUAAUUCAUGUCCUCUGCCACUGCUGGAGCUUGGGUUACCUAGCAGCCAAACACAGAAGGUGCCACCAUCCUUCAUGCUGCCUUUACACCUGCAGAGUAAUGUUCCCACUUACUCUUUUGCCACUGUCUCAUCUCUGCCACGAAUCCUAGUGACCCAAGAUCUGUCCAGCACACCAAAUUGCCAGACUAAUCAAAGUAUAGUGCCAGUCAGUGAAGAACAAACUGCCAUGCCAAAAUCACAGAAAGAUCACCAGAAUGCUCUGCCAAACCCAGAGGAAGAACUUGUUUGUAAAAAUAUUUUUUCAGAGAUAGACCAAAAUUCUCUCACAGAAUCCUUGCCUGUGACUCAGAAAAUGUCUGUGGGUAGGCUUUCCCCCCAAGAAUCUUCAGCCUCCAGUAAAAGGAUGCUCUCCCCAGCAAACAGUUUAGACAUUGCCAUGGAAAAGCAUCAGAAACGGGCUAAAGAUGAGAAUGGAGCUGUUUGUGCCACAGACGUGCGACCCGUAGAACCACUCGCUUCAAGGGCUAAUGAAGUCACUAAGCAGAAGAAACCAGUUUUAGUGAGGCAGGUUUGUACUACAGAGCUCCUCGAAGGUGUCCUAUUGGAGCAGGAUGUUUUUUCUCAGCCUGAAACUACUAGUGAGGCUGUUAAUUUACCAGAUGUUUUGCCAACUGACAGUUCAUCAGAACAUUGUAAGUUUGUAGUUACAGAACCUAUCAGUGAAAUGCAUGAAUUUGAGACCAUUAAGCCAUCCACAUCAUUAACUGUAACAGUUCAAAAUUCUCCUGUGCAUUUAGAAAAUACCCAUGUUUCUCCUUUGACAUCAAUAGACAGUAACCAAGAAAGGACAUCUCCAGGGGUUAAAAAUCAAGGUGAUAGAGUACACAUUCAAGGACAAAGUCAGCUGCCAACUCCCACUCUUCCCUUAUGUAGCAUCACAGACAUGCAACAACUGUCUUUCCCCAGCCUCAAGACUGCUACCAGCUUCACCUGGUGUUACCUGUUAAGACAGAAGGCAUUGCCUCUGCCUCAGAAUAAUCAAAACGUUUCAGCCUAUACCGAUUGGGCAGUAAGCUCCAGUAACCCAAAUCCGCUCGGUUUGCCUACAAAAGUUGCACUCUCUCUCCUUAAUUCAAAACAGAAGACUGGAAAGUCAUUAUAUUGUCAAGCAAUAACUACCCAUUCCAAAUCAGAUUUAUUGGUCUAUUCAAGCAAAUGGAAAAGCAACUUAAGCAAGAGAGCAUUAGGUAUUCAAAAGUCCACAGUAGUUGAAUUCGGCAGUAAAGAUGUCUCUGAAAUUAACAGUGAGCAAGAUAAAGAAAAUUCGUUAAUCAAAAGUGAACCAAGAAGAAUUAAAAUAUUUGAUGGAGGAUAUAAAUCAAAUGAAGAGUAUGUGUAUGUCCGAGGCAGGGGAAGAGGAAAGUACAUUUGUGAAGAAUGUGGAAUACGGUGUAAGAAACCCAGCAUGUUAAAGAAACACAUACGAACCCAUACAGACGUUCGCCCUUAUCACUGCACUUACUGUAACUUCUCCUUUAAGACAAAAGGGUCACACUAUGAAAUCCAGGCUGGCCUUGAACUCAGUGUAGCCCAGUCUGGCCUCACAUUCAGUGAUCUUCCUGCCUCAACCUCCCUGGUGCUGAGAUUACAGGUGUGCACAUCAUGCAUAGCCGAAAUUACAUGAUAAAUAUUUAUUUGACAAGACUAUCAUAGCUAAGUGGGUUGAUAAAAAAAUUUGCAAGUUCAUGUUUUUCCCUGUAUUUACCAAGAUAGCUCUCAUUUUUGAGAGCUUUCAAAAGUCUAACCUUUUGUAAAUUUAUGUCAAGGAAAUCUCAAGACAGUUUUUAAACAUAGCUAACUAAAUAAUAUUAGACCUAUUUUUGUUUUUAAUUAGGUUGUAGAGUUUACCCAAUUUCAUUUAGUUUGUUACGCUUUUCAACUAGCUGUACUUCUCAUUGAAUGCAUCUGAGGAUGAGCAGAAGCCACAGUGUGCUAUGUAGAUGUGGCCAGCAAAGAUAGCAAAGUCCUAGGGCAGGAGUGGUCCAUAGUGCUAACAUUUGAUGCAUGUGAUGAUGCAUACAAAUCUGUAGCUCACCGCAUGUCCUCUUUAGUUUAUUUCCUGAGUGGGUUUUCAAAAUAAUUGUAAUAGAUUUAUUUUAAUGAUUUUGCUUUAAAGACCAGUCAGCACAAAAUAUGCAAUGAGGUUGUGUCUCUGUAGGAUGUAGACCAUUUUCUGUUACGUUACAGAAAGCUGGAUAAUUCAGAAACAAAACCUUUCAAUGUGUCCAAAGGGUUUAGGUGCGUGUUUAUUAAAUGUAUCAGAAAACUUACCUGUUACAUCAGUCCGUUAAUAUAUAAGAUUAUUGUUAGGGGAUAGUUGCAUUUAAAUAUACUUUUUCAUCCUUAAAUGCAAAUUUAUUUUAAAUUAUUUCAGUUGAUUUAUAAUAAACGAUAGCUCAAAUUAUAAGCAAAUAUGCUUAUUAAAAACAUCCCAGAUUUGCCUAGUUACAUAUUAACUUCUUAGCAGAUAACCUGUAUUGGCCUAUUUAGGGAACAAAAGUAUUUUGAAAAGAAACUAUUAGUGGACCUUUUAAUUUGAUUUAUAAUAUUGUUUUUGCCCUGAAAGCAUUUUGACUUAGAAGUGGAAAUGUCAGCCACGUUAGUGGCUAAACUAUUUUUUUAAACUUUAUUAAUAUGAAAAAUUAGAACCUCUUAGAGAAUAAUAAAAUUUGUGUACACUACCAGUACUCAUUGUCUUAGUAGGUGUUAAUGUUUUGCUAUAUUUGCUGCAUGAUUUAAAUAUAUUUACUGUAAAUGUCAAAAACCUAUUUAAGCUAGGUAGUGUUUCCAAAAUCACAGAGGUCAGUGUCUGAUGGGACCAAGAUGCUUGUGGUCCAGCCAGCCUCUCACUGCCACAGAUCCCUGAGCAUUCAGCUCUAGGAUGCUGUGUGGUAGGUUGACAAGAACCUACUAUCUGGUGCUAAAAUCAGCUUACACAAGUGUGGUCUGUGUUAUAGACUCAGUGCAUUUGUCAAGAAAUUGGAACUGUAAAUAAGCAAUCAUUGUGGGCUUUUGCUACUACAAGUCCACAAUUUGGACUGAUGAUUUAAAUACUUUUUAUUUUUCUAAAGGCUAUGUUUAAACUACUAAUUCACCCUUGCUCCUUGAAAGAGAUGAUUUGACCUUGUUGGCAGUGUUUUCUCUACAAAAGAUGCUUGGUGUCCUUAGAAGAAUCUGAUUUGUCCCCUUGCAUUUGUGAUCAUGGGGGGCAGGUAGACGGUGGUUCCCAGUGACCUUGGUUACACUUGCAGAGACUGCUGUAUCAACUGCUGGAGAAACAUCUCAGACACAUGUUAACAGAUGUCCAGCCUGUACCUGAAGUGAAAUUCUUAAGCAGAAUUCUUUCUCCCUUUCCAUGUGUAUACAUACAGAAGUGCUGCUUAGAAUAUGUUUAAAUGAUCCAAUGUAGUUUAUCAUAGACUCAAAAACCUUUCCCCACCAUUUCAAAAAUUUAAAAAGCAGAUUCCCAGGUAGAAGAAAUAAAACAGUCAAAAGCAGGGUAGUAAGCACAUACUUUUAAAAACCUAAAAAUCCAUAAGGAAUGAAAGCCAGAUUUAUACAUGUAGAUCUGGGGUUUUAGUGCCUGUUCUAAGAUGCAGUCUGAGGAACCUGAAUUAAACUUGGCCCUCACUUUCCUUGGCAUUGUGUCCUGUGGGGAAAUAAAAUUUCUGCUUAAAAGCAGAACCCUUUACCUAUGCCAUCCAAACAGACAGGUGGCAACAACGUGUUUUGAAACCACCAAAACUAUUAAGUUAC
Molecule: messenger RNA, 12052 nt
Organism: Cavia porcellus (domestic guinea pig)
Lineage: Eukaryota; Metazoa; Chordata; Mammalia; Rodentia; Caviidae
Gene: Hivep1
Product: HIVEP zinc finger 1
Exons: 6
Coding region: 3396-9920 (2174 amino acids)
Biological process (GO): regulation of transcription by RNA polymerase II
Cellular component (GO): nucleus
Molecular function (GO): RNA polymerase II cis-regulatory region sequence-specific DNA binding; DNA-binding transcription factor activity, RNA polymerase II-specific
Source: RefSeq, a predicted model, not a curated record